AAGAACAUCCAAGGAUACAGGGAUGGUGGGGGCAGAAAGGGAGAGAAUGGAAGGAGGGAGAGAGAAAUAGAGGGAGAGGCAGGGAGAAAUAAAACCUCCUUGAUUCUGCAGGGUCCCCAUGGGUAGGACACUGGUAUUGGGUCAGGAGGGAGGAGACUGAGUGAUUCAUUCCCAAGAAUUUCACGCCAGGUCCCUACUCCAGGGCAAGGGCAACCUUCUCUGGGCACCUUACGCCUCCAAGUUAUGUAAGUGGUACCACUCUGAACCCAGAGAUAAUGAGAUCAGAAGAGCCCCAGUCUGUCCCUCCCCCGUGGCACGGUGCCUAGCACAGGCAGAGGUACAUAUAAGUCCAUACUUCUUGAGUGUCCAUCUAAGGAGAGAUGCUUCAGACCCCAGGAGCCAUGGCCUGUGCCCUUCUCUUUCGGCUUCUCCUACUUAUGGCCCUGCUGACCUCCUCUCAAGGCAACCACCUGGGCCUCACAUUAUGUCUGCAUUAUUCCAUGUUCCUAGAUCCUUCUAAUGUUACUUUCCUGCACUGGGACUUUGACCUUGAGGCUGAGAUCGUCACUUUUGAUCUCCAGGUCCAGACAGCUGGCUGGGUGGGCUUGGGUAUCACAAAUCGCUACACCAUGGUGGGAAGCAAUCUGGUUGUUGGAGGAGUCUCGCCGGAUGGCAAUGUCUAUUUCUCGAAUCAGCACCUGGUGGAUGAAGACGCUCUGGGAGGGAGCCAGAACGCAGAGCUGCAGGCACUGACAGAAGACACCAUCUAUACCACCAUGCGCUUCUCCAGGCCCUUCUGCUCCUGUGACCCUCAAGACCAAGACAUCACGGUAAAAGAGGGAGGAGAGAGGAGCAUUUGCUCACAAGCAGCCUUCCUUCUAGGAGGUGAAGUCACCCCCAACCUGGAAUGGCCGUGCCUGUCAGGCAGCCAGUCUUGGUUCCAGGGCCCUCGUCUCUCUCAGCCUUCCCAGGCACGGCCCCAAUCCUGCCGCCUCUGAUUCCACCAGCCCUCUACAGGUGGCCUCCCACUGACUCAGCCCCAUGCCACCCUCCCUAGUGUCCCCUCCUGAAGAACCUUGUCUGAUCUCCUUGAACUUCAGUGUCAUGAACCAGAUGUGGACACAGGCUCAGAGAAGGGACAUGAGAGGGGGUGUGGCUUACUCAACAUCUCCAGCAAGUCAGCCUCUAGGCAGAACUGGAACCUGACUAGUUCUGACCCCCAGUCUGAAGUG
Messenger RNA from Orcinus orca (killer whale), 1232 nucleotides. RefSeq names its product DBH-like monooxygenase protein 2. Gene Ontology annotation, molecular function: copper ion binding; dopamine beta-monooxygenase activity. NCBI's taxonomy places the organism in Eukaryota, Metazoa, Chordata, Mammalia, Artiodactyla, Delphinidae. Gene Ontology annotation, cellular component: secretory granule membrane. The record is from RefSeq and is a predicted model, not a curated record. Gene Ontology annotation, biological process: dopamine catabolic process; norepinephrine biosynthetic process; octopamine biosynthetic process.